Messenger RNA from Rhagoletis pomonella (apple maggot), 6195 nucleotides. Its product is annotated as collagen alpha-2(XI) chain-like. Gene Ontology annotation, molecular function: extracellular matrix structural constituent. Lineage: Eukaryota; Metazoa; Arthropoda; Insecta; Diptera; Tephritidae. Bases 426 to 5960 code for a protein of 1844 amino acids. The transcript has 10 exons. The record is from RefSeq and is a predicted model, not a curated record.
GCUUGAUUGACAUGUAGUCUAUAGAAAUGACGAGUAAAGUAUUCGUGUGGCAGUAUCACAAAGUUCGUGCAAAACACAAUUCGACAAAGGCAGCAGGAGUUUGGACAACAAUUGGCGCAUGGAUCGCAUGAUGGUGGUGGGGGUGGUGGUGGUACACAGCAUGGAUCGCAACAAGGUGGGCAUGGUGUUGAAUUUGGUAUGCACGGCGGGCCACAGAUGCCAUGCGCCCCGCAUGCGGUAAUUUGUCCAUAUGGUCCUACUGGUCCGUAUGGGCCUACUGGAGCAACAGAAAAACCGCAAGGAUCGCACAUUUCUAGUUUUGUUGGGGCUGGUUGCUGUUGGCGAAAACGAUUGAUGGCUUUGUUGACUUGAUUCGCGAAUUCGGACUGUCUGACCUACCACCAGGCAUCCUCGGUGUACCGGGCAUGUGUGGCGCCGAACGUAACCCCUAUCAGGUAAACAAUGCGCCAGCCUACCGCAUCUCCAAGGACGCCAUACUAACCGUGCAAACUGCGCAAUCCUUCCCUAAUGGCUUCCCUACGGACUUUUCAAUCAUUUUGGCUUUGCGCAGCAAUCAAACGAAUCCAACGAAAGCGCCAGUCUUUACCAUCUACUCGGACGAAAGUGAGGAGGUGCUCUCACUCAGCCUAGGCAAGGAGAUUAGUCUCAUUUAUGAACAAUCCGAUGCAACAUUCAAUCAACGUAACACCAUUAAUUUUGGCAUUGGCAUUAGUGACACGAAUUGGCAUCGCAUCGGUGUGAGUGUGAAAGGAAGGGCGGCAACCUUGGUGGUGGAUUGCACAAAGCAGGUGACGCGCCGGCUAGAACGUUCUCGUGGCAGUAGUAUUGCUACAAAUGGGCUAAUACUUACCGGCGUACAAAUGACAAACGAUGAAGGAUUUUUCACUGGCGAUGUGCAAUUGAUGGCUAUUGUAAAUAGUCCGGAGGCCGGCUACGAAGUUUGCACGAAGUAUGCGACACCUUGCUUGCAACAGGGAAGCGUUACAGUGCAGAGGUUUGUUGACAAUGGGGUUGGUGGAGGUGAGGCGGGUGGCAGUUGGUCAUGGUCUUCGAGUAGCAGCAGCAGUAACAGCGGUGGAGGUGGUGCGCAAGGCGUAGAUUUGAGCAGAGUUGCGCUUGGCCUUGGUGACGUUGGCGGAGGAGUAGUUAGAGGUGCCACAGGUGUAGCCAGCAACUCACAAGCAAAUGCGCCAAAUUUUCAAUUUACAAAUUCCCAUAUGAGUGAAACUAGGUCACUGGUGGACGGCGGCAGCCUAGCUGGAAAUCUUCAAAGUAGCGAAGCCCGACGUGGUCAAGAGCCCGGAGUUUAUGGUGCUGAUGGUAAUGCUGCUAAUGGAUUUGCACUCCUCGGAAAUCGUGUUGCAGCGGGUGAUGGUUCUGGUAGUGCCAGUGCUGCUCUUCCGAAUUGGUCAAUCGAGGGCAAUGAGCGAGAUUUCGACGAUUAUAUCAUAGAGGGUAACGAAAGUAUAGACUUCAAUACGUACGUAGACCUAACGACGCCUCCGAAUGUCGAAACAAGCAACAGCAACGAAACGAACAGCAAUAUAGACAGCAAUCAAAAAGAGAUUGGCGUCAACUCGACUGCGGCGGAUACAACAGGUGUUAAUCGAAAGCCACAAAAGCGUCCUAAUGGAGGCAUCCAAGGGAAUGCCACAGAUCCGAGUUAUGUCAUCAGCGGCGGUAAUACAAUCUGCUAUCCCGGUCCAAGAGGAUAUACGGGCACUCCGGGCCCCCCGGGAGAGCUAGGCUCAAAAGGUGAAGCUGGUCGUGAUGGUUUAGCUGGCACUGCAGGUAUACAGGGACCACCUGGGCACGUUUUUGUAGUUCCUUCUACUCAAGGUGGUAGUGAGAAGGGACCAGAUUCUCAAGCGGAGGCCUUACGGCAGAUGAUUUCCCAGCAUAUGAUGGCUUUACGCGGUCCCGAAGGUCCUAUGGGUCUUACAGGACUUCCCGGUCCACCCGGCCAGCCUGGUCAGCGUGGCGACAAGGGCGAGCCUGGCGACGUUGGCGAACCGGGCUUACGCGGUCUGCGCGGUCCCGCCGGCCCACCCGGUCGAGAUGGAAGACGUGGCCGUUCGGGAAGAGAUGGCGAACGUGGUGCCGUAGGGCCGCAAGGAUCGAAAGGUGAAAUUGGACCAAUGGGCCCCAUUGGUUUGCCGGGUGAAAAGGGGCAUCGUGGGUUGCAUGGUCUGACCGGUGAAAAAGGCCAGCAGGGUGUUGAAGGUCAACCGGGGGAAGAAGGCCCGCCUGGUUUGCCCGGCUUGCCAGGCGAAUUGGGACCUCGUGGUUUUCCAGGUCCGCGCGGCUUUCCAGGCCCUGCUGGUAAUCCAGGCUUACAAGGAGCAGAUGGACCACAGGGUACCAAAGGUAGCGCUGGUUUAACGGGGCCACCUGGCCCUCCAGGGCAGGUCGGAGCAAAUGGCGCACCAGGUGCCCCUGGUCCACAAGGCAACCUCGGCCCACCUGGAGUAGCUGGACCACCUGGAAAACCUGGCCUUCCUGGAUUGCCUGGAGCGGAUGGGGCACCAGGGCAUGCAGGUACACCAGGCUCCAUUGGGCCAAAAGGUGAUCAAGGUAUGCAAGGUGUUCAGGGGCCCGUCGGUUUUCCCGGCCCUCGGGGUCUCAAAGGUGAUGAUGGCCAACGCGGUUCACCAGGUGACAAAGGUGACAAUGGCGAAAGGGGAUUGGAUGGUGAGAAGGGCGACGCUGGUCUACCUGGUGAGCGUGGUACUCCCGGUGCACCUGGCGGUCCCGGCCCAGAAGGUCCGGAAGGCCCCAAAGGUUUUGAAGGCCCUCGAGGUGAAACAGGUCCGCAAGGCUUAUCAGGUGAAAAAGGUAAGCAAGGACCACAAGGAUUUCAAGGUUACCCUGGUCCAUCUGGUGACAAAGGAGACAAGGGCGCAACAGGUACGACCGGACCGGUCGGUAUAAAAGGCGAGCGUGGACUGCAAGGUCAGUCAGGUGAGCGUGGCGAAAUGGGUCCUAGAGGAUUUCGUGGCUCAAGAGGAAGACGAGGUGGUGAUGGUAGUCCAGGUCCGAAAGGUGAUACAGGUCAACCAGGAGCACCUGGACCACAAGGUGAAACGGGGCCACAAGGCACGGAAGGUCCGCGUGGUUUUAUUGGUUUACCGGGUCCUCCUGGAGCUGAUGGAAAAAAUGGUGUGAUGGGUCCGCCAGGCGAGCGGGGACAGCCUGUGAGUACGGUUAUGAUAUUUAUGAAAUUGCUUCUUCAUCAUUUUUGUAAAUUUCAGGGAGAACCUGGAAAGCCUGGACCUCCUGGAGAGGCUGGAGUUAUAGGCCCACGUGGUGCGCCUGGAGAAUUAGGUCCUGUUGGCGAACCCGGAGUGCCUGGUCUUCCGGGAUUGCCUGGAGAAGCUGGUUUACCAGGUGAAGCCGGUAAAGAAGGUCCUCCUGGUCCAAUCGGACCAAUUGGAGUCCCCGGACCACAAGGCCCCACUGGACUCCCUGGUUUUCCUGGUGAACGUGGUCAUCAAGGGCAACCUGGACUUCCUGGACUUAAAGGCGAGCAAGGGUUGCUGGGUGCACCUGGAUACCCUGGGGAUAAGGGUCAGACCGGAGAACCAGGAAAUCCUGGUGGACAAGGUCCACCUGGAAACCUGGGACCACCAGGUAGUGCUGGAGCACCAGGUGCAAAAGGCGAGCCUGGAGAAAAGGGGCCUAUCGGACCGUCUGGUAGAGAUGGGUUAACUGGGUUGCGUGGACUACCAGGACCACCGGGUCCUCAAGGUACACCUGGAGAAGACGGUGACAAAGGCGAGACAGGUCCGCCUGGCGAAAAAGGCUUGAAAGGAAGUAGAGGGGAACUGGGCCCAAUCGGCUCAACAGGACCACAAGGACCACGUGGUGAGUCUGGACCACCUGGAUCACCAGGAGAAAAGGGUCCGCCAGGUGAAGCUGGUCGGAGAGGUAUAAAGGGCGAAGAUGGUACGCCUGGUCCACCUGGGCCACUCGGAAAACCAGGAAUACAAGGUUUGCCAGGUCCAGCAGGCUUAAAGGGUGAGCAUGGCGAUGAUGGUCUGAUGGGACCGCUAGGGCCGCCGGGACCUCCAGGCGAUCAAUGCAGAAGGGGAUUAAAAGGCGUUCCUGGUCAGCAAGGGAAACCUGGACCGCGAGGACCGCAAGGUACAACAGGAGCAGAUGGUCCCCAAGGACCGCCAGGACCAGUGGGUCCAACAGGUAAACCUGGAGAACCUGGAUCAACGGGCCCCAAAGGAGAACAAGGCAAAUCGGGACCGAUAGGAGCACCUGGCCGACAAGGCAUACAGGGUCAAGAAGGUCCAAAAGGAGCUAUAGGUCCACGUGGCUAUCCAGGAGCCAGAGGGGAACCGGGUUUGAUGGGUCCGAAAGGGGAUGUAGGACCUGACGGUGAAGAUGGUAAACCUGGCGAGCAAGGUCCUAUCGGAGAUAUGGGUCCAGAGGGUAGAAUUGGUGAACCUGGACCACCUGGAAAACAAGGAAUUGAAGGACCAGCCGGUUUGCAAGGCAGUCCGGGGCCGAUCGGCGAAAAGGGAGAUAAGGGCGAUCAUGGACCACAAGGUCCGCUAGGAAUUUUAGGUCCACAAGGUCUACCGGGUUUGCAGGGGCCUGUCGGUAGCAGAGGCCUCCCAGGUGAAGUUGGAGAAACAGGCUUGCCUGGUCCAGAAGGGUUGCCUGGAAAAGAGGGCAGUAUUGGAGAACCAGGACCGGCAGGUCCAAAAGGGGACCGCGGAAGACGUGGCCAAAAAGGACAUCGUGGUGAAUUGGGUAUGGUCGGACUAAAGGGUGACCAAGGAGAAAAAGGUGAUCGCGGGUUCCGUGGACCACAUGGCCCCGAAGGACGCAAAGGCGAACCGGGACCAGUAGGGUCGAUUGGACCAAAAGGCAACGAUGGACCGCAAGGUCAACCAGGACCAAACGGACCACCUGGGCCCAAAGGAACAGAAGGCCCAGCGGGAAAUAAAGGUGAUAUCGGCCCACCGGGACCAGCCGGACCGCCUGGCGCGCCAGCCGAGGCACCUUUAAUACCGCCUGAGCUGCUCUUUCAAAUGCAGCAGUACUCGGGCAGCACCAAAGCAGAGACACGCCGACGACGCGAUGUAGAUAUACUCGACGACUUGGUGCCUUUCGAAGACGACGAUGACUUCAAUGAAAUAAUGGGUGUACUCGCGCCGCACGAGCCAGCCACGACCGAACAUCACAAGAAAACUAAACGAAAACGAAAGAAGAAACCAACGAUGCACAACGAAUCAAAUGGAAAACUAGUAGAUAUGUACAGCGCCAUCUACAGCAUGCGUCAGGAAAUGGACCGUAUACGCAAACCGACCGGCACACAAGACAACCCGGUACGCACCUGUCGCGAUCUGCAUUAUGCUCAUUCACAAUUCGAGAAUGGUUGGUAUUGGAUCGAUCCGAAUGCUGGUAUGGCCGACGAUGCAAUCUACGUGUACUGCAAUAUGAGCGCAGGCGGUGAAACGUGCAUCUACCCGGACGCGCAUACGGCUGACGCGCCGGUGGUGCCGCGGCGCACCACUGGCGGCUCCACGUGGUACUCGCGUCUCAGUGGUGGUGCGAAAAUUGCCUACGAUGGAGUGGGUACAGUGCAAUUGACCUUCUUGCGUUUGCUCUCAGAGGAAGGUUAUCAGAAUUUCACAUACAGCUGCACAAAUUCGGUGGCCUGGUAUAACGAAGCGGAUGGUGGCUUUACGCAGGCGCUGCGGCUGUUGGGCGAAAACGAAAUGGAAAUCGCGCACGAUAAUGCGCUCGUACAACCAGAGGUGCUGCGCGAUGAGUGUCAGCGGCCGACCCAAUUGGGUGAGACCGUAUUGCUGGUGCGCACGAAGCGCCUCAAUUAUCUACCGUUGGUGGAUUUUCAUCCGCAGGAUUAUGCGCGAGCAGAUCAAGCAUUUGGCUUCAAGAUUGGGCCAGCGUGCUUCAAAUGAGCGCAUGGAGAAGAAAACAACGAGAGGAAGAGGGAGUGAGCAAAGAGCAAAUAAAAUACUUUAGAAAAAAUAUACCAACAUUUAGAGUUAAUUACAUUAUAAGCAUAGGAGAUUUAGCCUAAUCGACUGCCUUGAUUGUAAAAGAGUUUUAUAAGCAUUCCGAUUAAUAUAAGCGUACUUAGUUUUAUUAUUUUUAAUUUUAUAUUUCAAUACUACUUUAAGCUGAGAGAGUCUU